Messenger RNA from Hyaena hyaena (striped hyena), 1429 nucleotides. RefSeq names its product factor in the germline alpha-like. The transcript has 5 exons. Gene Ontology annotation, biological process: regulation of transcription by RNA polymerase II; developmental process. Gene Ontology annotation, molecular function: protein dimerization activity; RNA polymerase II transcription regulatory region sequence-specific DNA binding; DNA-binding transcription factor activity, RNA polymerase II-specific. Lineage: Eukaryota; Metazoa; Chordata; Mammalia; Carnivora; Hyaenidae. The record is from RefSeq and is a predicted model, not a curated record. The coding region runs from base 28 to 1386 and encodes 452 amino acids.
GUGGCAGAGUGGCAAGAGACUAUCCAGAUGUUUAAAGGCCAUGUGGAAAAUUCCAGCACUUGGAGCAUGGAGAUGCAGACGUUGACUUGUAGAAUGGACAAUGUCAGUUCUCAGAUCCAGGUGCUCCGUGGUCAUCUGGAAAAUGCCAAUGCUGACAUCCAGAUGGUAAAAGGCGUUCUACAGGAUGCCAAUACCUUGAGUUUCCAGACCCAAAUGUUAAGGAGUUCCAUGGAAGGUGCCAGUGCUGAGAUCCGGAAGCUGAAAGGAGAUCUGGAAAAGGCAAAUGCUUUAAAUUCCCAGACCCACAGUUUCUUAAGAAACAGUUUAGAAAAUGCCAGCAGUGAUCUCCACAUGUUGAAUGGAGGCUUAGAAAAUGCCAACACUGAAAUUCAGAUACUGAAGGCAGGGUUGGAAAUGGCAAACACCCAGGCCCAGUUGGCAAACAGUAGCUUAAAGAAUGCUAAUGCUCAGAUCCAUGUUUUGAGAGGCCAACUGGAUAGUGUCCAUGAUUUAAGGGCCCAGAAUCAGGUUUUAAGAAGCAAUUUGGAAGGAGCCAAUGCUGAGAUCCAGAGGGUAAAGGGAAGCCUGCAAAAUAUAAAUGCUUUAAACUCCCAGACCCAGACUUUUCUGAAAGGCCAUUUAGACAACACCAGCGCUGAGAUCCAGUUAUUAAGAGGCCAUUUCAAAAGGGCUGGUGAUGAGAUUAAUUUGUUAAAAAGAGAUUUAGAAACUGUCACUGCCCAGACCCAAGAAGCAAGCCACCAUCUGGAGCAGGCAGAUGCUCAGAUCCAGUUAUUAAAAACAAAGCUAGAAAAUGUCAAUGCCUUAGAUUCCAAGAUUCAGGUGUUAAAUGGUUAUUUGAAAAAUGCCAGCAGGGAGAUACAGACCCUAAAACAAGGAAUGAAGGCUGCUGCAGCAGCCUUAGAUUCCAAGAGCCAAGUGUUAGAGAGCAAUCUGCAGAAGGCCAGUGCUGAGAUCCAGAGGUUAAAAGGGGAUCUACAGAACACCAAAACACUAACUACAAGAAUCCAGGAGGAGCAGAGUCACCUGGAGACACUCUGUGUGGCCUUUGGCUCCCAGGAGCAGCUACAGAAGACACAAAAUCAACUUCUUCAGCUGAUCCUGCAAGGCUGGAAUGCCUACAGCGGGAGCUUGUAUUACUUUUCUCACGUCAAGAAGUCUUGGCAUGAGGCUGAGCAGUUCUGUGUGUCCCAGGGAGCCCACCUGGCCUCGGUGACUUCUGAGGAGGAGCAGGCAUUUCUUGUAAAGUUCACGAGUACCUCCUACCACUGGAUUGGCCUCACUGACAGGGGCAAGGAGGGCUUCUGGCGCUGGGUGGAUGGGACACCAUUCAAUGCUUUCCGGAGCAGAGCGAUAGAUUCCUAGAUGUGGAAGUCCUGAGUCACAGGCUCCCCCAAGUAUGAAAAGU